GAGCUCGAGAAGCGCGUCAAGAAGAUCUGCGACGCCAAGCAGCCCUUCGAGCGCGUCGUCGUCACCAAGGCCGAGGCCGAGGCCCUCUUCGCUCAAAACCCAUUCAAGCUCGCAAUCAUCAAGGCCAAGCUGCCCGACGGCGCCGCGACCACAGUCUACCGAUCGGGCACCGCAGCCGCCCUUGGCCGCGGGCGCCCCUUUGUCGACCUCUGCCGUGGCCCACACCUCCCAAACACGGGCAAGGUCAAGGCCUUCGCCGUCACGAAGACGUCGGCCGCGCUCUGGCUCGGCAAGGCGGGCAACGACGAGCUGCAGCGCGUGUACGGCGUCUCCUUCCCCGACAAGAAGGAGUUCGCCGAGUGGAAGGCGCUGCAGGAGGAGGCCAAGAAGCGCGACCACCGCGCGAUCGGCAUCAAGCAGGAGCUCUUCUUCUUCGACGACCUCUCGCCCGGGUCGUGCUUCUUCCAGCCGCUCGGCGGUCGGCUGUACAACAAGCUCGUCGAGCUCAUCCGCGGCCAGCUGUGGCUCCGAGGCUACGAGGAGGUCAUCACGCCGAACAUGCACAACCUCAAGCUGUGA
Molecule: messenger RNA, 579 nt
Organism: Emiliania huxleyi CCMP1516
Lineage: Eukaryota; Haptophyta; Isochrysidales; Noelaerhabdaceae
Product: threonine-tRNA ligase
Exons: 2
Biological process (GO): threonyl-tRNA aminoacylation
Cellular component (GO): mitochondrion
Molecular function (GO): ATP binding; threonine-tRNA ligase activity
Source: RefSeq, a predicted model, not a curated record